AUGGACUCCUAUGUGAUUCAGACGAAUGGCAGCAACAACAAUCUGCCCUCAGUUCUGGAUGUGCAUGUCAACAUUGGGGGGAGGAGCUUGGCGACAGGAAAAAUGAAGGGCAGGAAGGCCAGAUGGUCUGUGAAACCCUCCGACAUGUCCAACAACACUUAUAAUCCCAUCCGGGCCAUUGUGGACAGCAUGAAGGUGAAGCCAAAUCCAAACAAAACCAUGAUUUCUCUGUCAAUUGGAGACCCUACUGUGUUUGGGAACCUGCCUACUGACCCUGAAGUUACCCAAGCAAUGAAAGAUGCCCUGGACUCAGGGAAGUACAAUGGCUAUGCCCCAUCCAUUGGUUAUCUAUCCAGUCGGGAGGUGAUUGCUUCCUAUUACCACUGUCCUGAGGCACCUCUGGAAGCUAAGGAUGUCAUCCUCACAAGUGGCUGCAGCCAGGCUAUUGAACUCUGUUUAGCUGUGUUGGCCAACCCAGGGCAAAACAUCCUUGUUCCAAGGCCUGGUUUUUCUCUGUAUAAGACUUUGGCUGAGUCUAUGGGAAUUGAGGUCAAACUCUACAAUCUAUUGCCAGAGAAAUCUUGGGAAAUUGACCUGAAACAACUAGAAUCUCUCAUUGAUGAAAAAACAGCUUGUCUCAUAGUCAACAACCCAUCAAAUCCCUGUGGAUCAGUGUUUAGCAAGAGUCACCUCCAGAAGAUUUUGUCAGUGGCUGCAAAGCAGUGUGUCCCCAUCUUAGCUGAUGAGAUCUAUGGUGACAUGGUUUUUUCAGAUUGUAAAUAUGAACCAUUGGCCACCCUAAGCACCAAUGUCCCCAUUCUGUCCUGUGGUGGGCUGGCCAAACGUUGGCUGGUUCCUGGCUGGAGGAUGGGCUGGAUCCUUAUCCAUGACCGAAGAAACAUUUUUGGUAAUGAGAUUCGAGAUGGGUUGGUGAAGCUGAGUCAGCGGAUCUUGGGACCCUGCACCAUAGUGCAAGGAGCUCUGAAAAGCAUCUUGCGUCGCACCCCUCAAGAGUUCUACCAAAACACUUUGAGUUUUCUCAAGUCUAAUGCAGACCUCUGCUAUGGGGCACUGGCUGCCAUUCCUGGACUCCAGCCAGUCCGCCCUUCUGGUGCCAUGUACCUCAUGGUUGGAAUUGAGAUGGAACACUUCCCAGAAUUUGAGAAUGACGUGGAGUUCACGGAGCGGUUGGUUGCCGAGCAGUCUGUUCACUGCCUCCCAGCAGCGUGUUUUGAAUACCCAAAUUUCUUCCGAGUGGUAAUCACAGUCCCUGAGGUGAUGAUGCUGGAAGCAUGCAGCCGGAUCCAGGAGUUCUGUGAGCAGCACUAUCACUGUGCUGAAGGGAGCCAGGAGGAGUGUGACAAAUAA
Jaculus jaculus (lesser Egyptian jerboa) is the source of this 1368-nucleotide messenger RNA. It is a transcript of the gene Tat, whose product is annotated as tyrosine aminotransferase. Bases 1 to 1368 code for a protein of 455 amino acids. The transcript is spliced from 11 exons. Gene Ontology annotation, molecular function: L-tyrosine:2-oxoglutarate transaminase activity; pyridoxal phosphate binding. Lineage: Eukaryota; Metazoa; Chordata; Mammalia; Rodentia; Dipodidae. Gene Ontology annotation, biological process: aromatic amino acid catabolic process; biosynthetic process. The record is from RefSeq and is a predicted model, not a curated record.